AUGAGAGCACCGAAGGAGCCUAAGAUCAAGCCGCCCAACAUCGACUCAUAUGAUGGAACUACAGAUCCGGAUAUGCACCUCUUAGCUUACAGGCACCAUAUGUAUGUUCAGGGAACAAAUGACUCCACCUGGUGCAAGUAUUUUCCGGGUACGCUGAAAGGGGUAGCGUCUAAGUGGUUUGAGAGGCUCCCCGCUGGAACCAUUCGCACAUUUUCUGAGCUUGAGCUACUGUUUUCCACUCGGUUCAUGGCUCACAAGGAAGAAAAGAAGACGAGCAUGCAUUUGAGUCGGAUCCAGCAAGGGAAGGACGAGUCUUUAAGGAGUUAUGUGAAAAGAUUCAACUUAGAAGCAGGGCAAAUCCCUGAUUUGCCGGACGGGGUUGCAUUUGAUAAUUUCAUCAGGGGGCUUAAGAAAGGCUCCUUCAAGUUUUACUUGGUAAAGAAAAGUGUACGAACCAUGGCGGAGGUGCUAGAUGAGGCCGAGGCCUUUAUCCAUGCUACGGAAAAUUGCAGCGUCCCAAAGGAGCCUCGAGGAAGUGAUACUGUUGAGCCAGCGGCAAAGAAAGAAAAUUUUGAGAAGAAGAGCCGGCCUAAUGGGACCUGGGCUAUUGCAAAAGAGUCAGACAGAUUUCCAACAGCUGCUGGUCAGAAGAGGUCCAGAACCUAUGACCGGGAGCGAUUUGAAUACAACACAGAUAUGUACACAAUUCUGAUGGACCUAGGGUCCAAGUUUGAGAUUGAUCGGCCGUUUCCCAUGAAAUCGCCGCCGGAAAGUAGGGACCCCAAGCUGUAUUGCCACUUUCAUAGUGACAUUAGACAUGACACUAAGGAAUGUAAGAGCCUGAAAAGGGCACUGGACGGCCUUGCCGCUAAGGGUUUCUUAAAGAGUUAUAUCAGCAGAAAUACUGGAGGUUCAGGAAAACCGUUCUACAAAAAGAACAAGUCACCUCCCUCGGAGGAGGAUGGAAACUGUACUGAUCCGGAGUGUGUGGCCGUCAUAUCAGGAGGAUUGGCCGCCGGAGGGCCAACCAUGAGAGGUCACAAAGACUAUGCCAAGCGGCUGGGGCAAGUGAUGUUGUCGGGAAAGGCCACAGCCGACCCGUUCCCAAAAGUAGAAAUCGGCGAGGCCGACCGUGGAAAAAUAGCUACCCCACAUGACGACCCACUGGUGAUCGAGCUGAAAACUGCCAACCUAAGGGUUAGGCGCAUCGUGGUUGAUACAGGGAGUUCGUCAUACAUAAUUAGCCUUGACUGCAGCAUGAUCCCUCAAAAAUAG
Molecule: messenger RNA, 1275 nt
Organism: Spinacia oleracea (spinach)
Lineage: Eukaryota; Viridiplantae; Streptophyta; Magnoliopsida; Caryophyllales; Amaranthaceae
Exons: 1
Coding region: 1-1275 (424 amino acids)
Source: RefSeq, a predicted model, not a curated record